Molecule: messenger RNA, 1989 nt
Organism: Lodderomyces oxycetoniae
Lineage: Eukaryota; Fungi; Ascomycota; Pichiomycetes; Serinales; Debaryomycetaceae
Gene: AMO2
Product: Amo2p
Exons: 1
Coding region: 1-1989 (662 amino acids)
Biological process (GO): amine metabolic process
Molecular function (GO): primary methylamine oxidase activity; quinone binding; copper ion binding
Source: RefSeq, a predicted model, not a curated record
AUGUCACGUCUUCAUCCAUUUGAUGGUGUUAAGGAUUAUGAAAUCAGGUUAGCUUCGAAAUUGGUCAAGGAUGCUUAUCCAGCAUCGGCAAAAUGUCAUUUCGUUCGUAUUGACAGAAUGGACCCUCCCAAAAACGAUAUGAUUAAAUAUUUGGCUGCUGAAAGAGAAGGUUUACCUUUACCACAAAUUCCUAGAAUCUUACAUGUUUAUUACUGGACAAACACCUUGGAAUUUAACAAGGCCUUGGUUAAUGUCACUGCAGGACAUAUCAUUACCAAACAAAAACAACCACAAGGAGUGGUUGGACCAAUGUUGCCUGAUGAUAUGAUUGAAUGGGAAGAACACUGUAACAAUCACCCCUUGGUCAAAGCCGAAAUUGCUAAAUUGAAAUUACCUCCUGGUUAUUCCGUGCGUAAUGAUCCUUGGAUCUAUGCCACUGAUGAUCCAAACGAAAAGAGACCAUUGGUUCAGCACUUUAUGUAUGUCUUGGCUGGAAAUGGUCAUUCCGAAUCAAAUCAUUAUUCUUUACCUUUGAAAUUUUCACCUGUUUUUGAAUGUUUCACUAGAAAGUUUGUUAGAAUGGAUUACUUACCGGGUGGAUUUGAUGAAACUGUUACUCCAACUGGUCCUUGGCAACAAGUUCCUUGUGUUGAAUACCAUUCGGAUUUGCACGAUGAACAAAAAUUUCCAAGAGAUGUUAAACCUUUGUUGGUUUCACAGCCUGAUGGUCCUUCUUUUACUGUUAAAGGUAACAAGGUCGAAUGGCAAGGAUGGGAGUUUAGAGUUGCUCCAACUGCAAGAGAGGGUUUUGCCGUUUAUGACGUUUGGUUCAAAGGCAGACAAGUUUUUUACCGUAUUUCAUUAAGUGAAAUGACCGUUCCUUAUGGUGAUCCAAGAGCUCCAUAUCACAGAAAGCAAGCCUUUGAUUUAGGUGACUGUGGAUUUGGUACUUGUGGUAACAAGUUGGAGUUGGGAUGUGAUUGUUUGGGUGUUAUCAAGUAUUUGGAUGGUAUGGGUAUCCAUGGUAAUGGUGAACCAUUUAUCAUUCCAAACACUGUUUGUAUGCAUGAACAAGAUGACGGUUUGUUAUACAAACACGUGAAUUACAGAACAAACAAUGCUGUUGUUGCUAGAAGGAGAAUAUUUAUUGUUCAAUGUAUUGCAACUGUUGCCAAUUAUGAAUACGUUGUUAACUUGAAGUUUGUUUCUGAUGGUUCGAUGGAUAUUGAAGCUAGAGCCACUGGUAUCUUGUCAACUAUGCCCAUUGAUGAAAACGUUAAAGUACCAUGGGGUACAAUUGUUGCGCCAAACUGUAUGGCUGCUUACCAUCAACACAUUUUGUCAUUUAGAAUUGAUCCAGCUAUCGAUGGUCAUAAUAACACUGUUGUAUACGAUGACACCAAGAAGUUGCCUGUUUCCAAAUUAAAUCCAUUCGGUAUUGGAUUUGUUACUGAUCGUAAGAUUGUUGAAAAAGCAGGAUAUAUUGAACAAUCUCCAUUUACAAACAGAGCUUACAAGAUCAUUAAUGAAAAUGUCAUUAAUCCAGUUGCUAAGACACCAGUUGGUUAUAAAAUCGAAUUGCCAGCAAGACAAAUGUUGUUGGCUGACGAUACUUCAUUUAACACCAAGAGAGCUAAAUAUGCAACUCAGCAAAUGUGGGUUACUAAAUACCGCGAUGAUCAGUUGUUUGCUGCUGGUGAAUUCACAAAUCAAUCACAGAAAGAUACUGGUAUAGCCGUAUGGGCAAAUGGUGUAGACGAUGUUAGAAACGAAGAUAUUGUUGUUUGGGCAACUAUGGGAUUCACUCAUAUUCCAAGAGUUGAAGAUUUCCCCGUUAUGCCUGUUGAAAUUCACAAUAUUCAUAUUGCUCCUGUUAACUUCUUUGAUAAAAACCCUGCUUUGGAUAUUCCUGGAGCUAAUAAUAACUUCAACAAGAGUGUUUUAGUUCCUGGUGAAGAAGAAAAACCAUGCUGCAGCACAAAGAUAUAA